Molecule: messenger RNA, 564 nt
Organism: Spodoptera exigua (beet armyworm)
Lineage: Eukaryota; Metazoa; Arthropoda; Insecta; Lepidoptera; Noctuidae
Source: the annotation of a GenBank genome assembly
UGGCUACGAAAAGGGUGUAGGUAUAUAUAAUUCAUGGCAAAAAUUAUUCUGGCUGAUGACGAUUUUCAUGGCAGCUUGGAUUUUUCGUUCGAACUUAAAUUACACAAUUCAUAAAAAUAUACCAAGUACUUUUAUUUUGGCACCCAAUCUUAUGAUAAAUAGUUCUGGACUACGCGUAACUAACACUGACCCUAGAAAAGGUUUUAUGUUAUACGAAAUUAUUUUUGUCUCUGUUGUCAGUGUUACCAACGUGCCAUCGGUAAUGUGCAUAAAAUUGAUUUGCUCCACGUGUAACUCGCACAAGUCAAAUAACAACCCCUCUGAAGUAGGCUACAAGUAUACUGCCAUCAUUUCAGCUCAAUAUCGACCGUGUCUAUUUACGUCUAGUUCAUGCACUCGAAAGCCUGCCUUCAGAGCAGUAUCAUUUGAGCUAAAAAUAACAUUUCAACGAAUUUAAUGGUACACUGCUAAUAGCUAAUUAGGUUUAACAAGAAUAUUUUUAACAUACGAUACGUCAAAAUCAAAAUAUAGCAAGUACCUGGUGUAUUUUUAGACUAUAACUAA